UGUCGGUCUGUGGCAACCGGGGCCAGACGUGUGUCAGGUCGGAAGGACAAGGGCGAGCGUGAGAAAAAGCUGCAGUAGGAAAGUGUCCACUCCGUAGAUUAGUAUUAACAGGAUACAGCGCCUUGAGUUUCGGGGGAACAGAAAGUUACGGCACAAUGAUGACCCAGCUGGAGACCACCGUGCGUUACGACAACGGCUACGAGGAUGAGUACAUGGUGCAGGAGGAGGAGUGGGACCGGGACAUGCUGCUGGACCCGGCCUGGGAGCAGCAGCAGAGGAAAACCUUCACAGCCUGGUGUAACUCCCACCUGAGGAAAGCUGGCGUGCAGAUUGAAAAUAUUGAGGAGGACUUCAGGAAUGGGCUAAAACUCAUGCUGCUCCUGGAGGUUAUCUCAGGGGAAAGGUUACCCAAGCCAGACAGGGGGAAGAUGCGCUUUCAUAAGAUCGCCAAUGUCAACAAAGCGUUGGACUUCAUCACCAGCAAAGGAGUGAAACUGGUUUCCAUAGGUGCUGAAGAGAUCGUGGACGGUAACGUCAAGAUGACCCUUGGAAUGAUCUGGACCAUCAUCCUCCGCUUUGCCAUUCAGGACAUUUCUGUGGAAGAAACAUCUGCCAAGGAGGGCCUUCUUCUGUGGUGUCAGAGAAAGACUGCCCCCUACAGGAACGUCAACGUCCAGAACUUCCAUGUCAGCUGGAAGGAUGGCCUGGCUUUCUGCGCCCUGAUUCACAGACACAGACCCGACCUCCUCGACUACUCUAAGCUCAACAAGGAUGAUCCUCUGGGGAACUUGAACCUGGCUUUCGACAUAGCUGAGAAACACCUGGACAUUCCCAAAAUGCUGGACGCAGAAGAUAUCAUCAACACCCCCAAGCCCGAUGAAAGAGCCAUCAUGACCUAUGUGUCCUGCUUUUACCACGCUUUUGCUGGAGCCGAGCAGGCAGAGACGGCUGCCAACAGGAUCUGUAAGGUGCUCGGUGUAAACCAGGAGAAUGAGAAACUGAUGGAAGAAUACGAGAGGCUGGCCAGCGAGCUGCUGGAGUGGAUUCGCCGCACCACUCCCUGGCUGGAAAACCGGACCCCGGAGAAGACCAUGGCAGAGAUGCAACGGAAGCUGGAAGAUUUCAGGGACUACAGACGCCAGCAUAAGCCCCCGAAGGUGCAGGAGAAGUGCCAGCUGGAAAUUAACUUCAACACCCUGCAGACCAAACUGCGCAUUAGCAAUCGCCCUGCCUUUAUGCCCUCUGAGGGGAAGAUGGUAUCUGACAUAACCAGUGCAUGGCAGGGCCUGGAGCAGGCGGAGAAAGGCUACGAGGAGUGGCUCCUCACAGAGAUCCGGAGGCUGGAGAGACUGGACCACCUGGCAGAAAAGUUUCGCCAAAAGGCCACCAACCACGAGAACUGGGCCAGUGGUAAAGAAGUGAUCCUCUUCCAGAAGGACUAUGAAACAGCCACGCUGAUAGAAAUCAGAGCAUUGCUUCGAAAACAUGAGGCCUUUGAGAGUGACUUGGCAGCACACCAAGACAGAGUGGAGCAGAUUGCUGCCAUUGCACAGGAACUGAAUGAGCUGGACUUCCAUGAUGUGGCUGCAGUGAAUCAGCGCUGCCAGAGCAUCUGUGACUUGUGGGAUAAGCUGGGAACCCUGACGCAGAAGAGGAGAGAGGCGCUGGAGCGCACCGAAAAGCUACUGGAAACUAUUGAUCAGUUGUUCCUGGAGUUUGCCAAGAGGUCAGCCCCUUUCAACAACUGGAUGGAGGGAGCCAUGGAAGACCUUCAGGACAUGUUUAUAGUACAUACUAUAGAGGAAGUCCAGAGCCUAGUUGCAGCUCAUGAACAGUUCAAAGCUACUCUACCCGAGGCAGAUGCAGAGAGACAGGCCAUCUUGGGAAUCCACAAUGAAGUGCAGAAAAUUUCCCAGAGCUACGGAAUCAAGGCCAAUAUUAUGAACCCCUACAGCAGCAUCACUGUUGAAGAGCUCCUCAACAAGUGGGAAAAGGUGAAAAAGCUGGUUCCUCAGAGAGAUGGUGCCCUCCAGGAGGAGAUGGCGCGCCAGCAUGCCCAUGAAAGGCUGAGACGGCAAUUUGCUGCCCAGGCUAAUCUCAUUGGACCCUGGAUACAGGCCAGGAUGGAGGAAAUUGGGCGCUGCUCUUUGGAGAUAGGAGGCACCCUGGAGGACCAGAUGACCCAACUGAAGCAAUGCGAGCAUGUCAUUGUGGCUUACAAACCCAACAUCGACAAGUUGGAGGGAGACCACCAGCUGAUCCAAGAGUCCCUGGUGUUUGAUAACAAACACACCAACUACACUAUGGAGCACAUCCGCGUCGGGUGGGAGCUGCUCCUCACAACUAUCGCCCGAACCAUCAAUGAGAUUGAGACCCAGAUCCUGACCCGGGAUGCCAAGGGCAUCAGCCAGCAGCAAAUGAAUGAGUUCAGAUCCUCUUUCAACCACUUUGACCGGAAGAAGAAUGGAGCUAUGGAAACCGACGACUUCAGAGCCUGCCUCAUCUCCAUGGGGUAUGACUUGGGAGAGGUGGAGUUUGCCCGUAUAAUGAUGCUGGUGGAUCCCAAUGCUACUGGAAUCGUCUCCUUCCAAUCCUUCAUUGACUUUAUGACCAGAGAGACUGCUGAUACAGACACUGCAGAGCAGGUUGUGGCAUCCUUCCGCAUCCUGGCAGCCGACAAGCCUUACAUUCUCGUGGAAGAGCUGAGGAGAGAGCUUCCUCCUGAACAAGCAGAGUAUUGCAUCAUGAGGAUGCCACCUUACUCCGGCCAUGGAGCACCACCAGGGGCACUGGACUACACUGCCUUCUCCACUGCCCUCUAUGGAGAGAGCGACCUUUAACCCAGCUAGAAAACCUUUAAUUUCCUGAUUGUUUACCUAGCUCUCUAUUCUCUCCUCUAUUUACUCUAACUAGGUAUGUCCCUAAUAAAUAUUGCUCCAUAAACCAAUAGAAAAUCUGAGUAUAUCAUGAGCAACAACACAUUGUACAUGUAUGUUGCAGCAUUUCUGCAAAAAGACAAUAUGGGUUGUGGGGUUAAGGUAAACUUGAAAGAGAAAGUCAUACCAAAAUAAAAAAAAUUUGCACAUAAGUUAUUACUCCUAAACAACAAGAUCAUCCUGUUUCAUCAGUUUAUCAAUUGAAGACAUUACGUAUAAAAGCCCUGUUUCAUCUUCGACUGUCAUGAACUGUUUUCAUAUUUCCCCACAGUGGCUUUGUUUUGGGAACACAAUCUUCUGAUAAGGCAUUUUGACAUGCUUUAAUUGAAUUACAGUUUGCAAAAGCAAUUUCAGAGCGACUGCAAUCCAAUAAUAAACAGUGUGGAAAAUGGGUUCCCAAAAGGCUAAAGUAUACAGUUCCAUCAGAGGAAAAAUGGAAAACCACAUGCAUACAGAAGUAAAUGUUUACAAUUGCUCAGUGCUAUAAAAGCCCAGAACACACAAGAAUGAAAGUGCUGCAUUUCGUUUCAAGAUAGUGUUUCCUCAGCAACACAGGAAUGGCUGCGUCUGCCCAGAAAUAAUUACAAGAAACAUCAAAAAUCAAAAUAAAUCUAAAGUGAUUUUCCAGUUUCCUUUAACAUAACAAAAACUGUGGUUAGUAAAGAUCUAGACUAAUUUCUCCAUGUUGCUUCAUAUUAAAGCUGAAAUGUUCCAGGUGUUAUCACAGUAAUGGUAUUACCUGUAGUGAAAUGCUUCUCACAAACCAAACCCAAAGCCCUGCAAACACUAAUGUGCAUUUAAGUGUAUUCAUGGUGAAACUAAUGAAGAGUUAUCCAAAAUCUCCAAUUUAAAAGUAAGAUAAAUUCUCAUUUUGCUGAAAACUUUGGUUUGUUGUACUUUGGGAGGUAAAUAAAGAUACUCAGACAGUAGUGACACUGUCUCUUUUAUGAAUAAAUUCAUUCAGAUAAAGUUUGUACUUGAACUUACUGCAUUGACUAAAUAAACUGAUUGUGACUAAUUCAAACAGGC
Messenger RNA from Betta splendens (Siamese fighting fish), 3965 nucleotides. It is a transcript of the gene actn2b, whose product is annotated as actinin, alpha 2b. NCBI's taxonomy places the organism in Eukaryota, Metazoa, Chordata, Actinopteri, Anabantiformes, Osphronemidae. The coding region runs from base 156 to 2840 and encodes 894 amino acids. Gene Ontology annotation, biological process: actin cytoskeleton organization; muscle cell development. The transcript has 21 exons. Gene Ontology annotation, cellular component: cell projection; plasma membrane; cortical actin cytoskeleton. Gene Ontology annotation, molecular function: calcium ion binding; actin filament binding. The record is from RefSeq and is a predicted model, not a curated record.